Messenger RNA from Alternaria alternata, 564 nucleotides. RefSeq lists its product as hypothetical. Bases 1 to 564 code for a protein of 187 amino acids. The record is from RefSeq and is a predicted model, not a curated record. The transcript has 2 exons. NCBI's taxonomy places the organism in Eukaryota, Fungi, Ascomycota, Dothideomycetes, Pleosporales, Pleosporaceae.
AUGGCUACUAACAUCAUCUACAUAGUUGUUAGAUGCCAGCUCCACCUUCGCACUGCUCAGCAGAAACAAAACGGUGGGAAAUUCAAAAAACCCAAAUUUAGCUGGACGGAGAAGACGGCACAGAACAAUGCUUUCCUCCAGCCCGAAGAGUCAGGGAGCACAUACGAGGUGGUAGAACUAGAAGCUGCAGAUGGCUCACGAUGGAAGACCAAGCUAGUCCAUAGCACGUCUUGUGAAGAGGACGUUCGUAUCGCUGGUCACAGCCAUAUCAAAGAGGUCGCUCUGCAGCACCGGAUGGAAGAAGCUAGGAAGCAUAUAGACGAGCUCAAAAAAGCAGAGAUCACGGUAAUGGGAGCUCCAAAGUCUCUAUGGAAUGACGCGGAACCGGAUGAUGACUUAUUUGAUAGUAUCUUUUACAUUGUACACAAGCCGGUGACGCUCGGUGAUGGGACUAGGAUCAUCAUGACUAGGUAUUGGUGGGACGUGGUUGUUGUGGCUCGUAUUAGUUUGUUCUCAUCGAAGGCUCGCAGAAUGAAGCUUGCUCAAUCCAAGGUCUCGCUAUAA